ACCCGCCCCACAAAGGGGGACCCAGCCCUCGUACUGUCCCGAGCACCAGAAAGGUGUGCUCGUGUUGUCCUGCAUUGUAUAACAGCUCCAGCUCUCAGAAACAGCUGGCACAUCAGCAGUCCCCAAGUCCUAGGGUGUUCCUGUAUAACAAGUACCAUCAUCAAAACAACUGCUGAGUGGCAGCUGUUGAGUGUCAUCUCUUCAUCUUCAAGAGUGGAAAAAACUAUGAAUGGGAGCUGUGUCUCUGAGCAGGAUGGGGAUAGCUCGAGUUCAGGACACUCAGGUGGGCAGAAAGAAGAGCCCUGUCUCCAAAGAGACUCAUUGUUCUCUUCCCCCAGUGUGUCCAUCAUAUCACAACUCCUCAGCCAGACAAUCGCUAACAGGGGACUGGAUCCAAACUUCCUUUUCCCUUCCUCGCAGACAACAGAAUCACCCCAGGAAGCCAGGGACUGUCCAUCUUUUAAGGAAGGGACAUCAACCCUGACCUCCCCUUUGUGCUACACUCCAAUCUCCAGUUUUGGUGACACAGACCAGUUCUAUAAUGAACACUUACGAGCUAAGAGAGCCAGAGUGGAAAGCAUUAUCCGAGGUAUGAGCCUCUCACCAAACCCUACCGCACUUGGUACCAAUGAGGAAAGAGACAGAGAAUGCCCUGUGGAGAAAAGAAGCGAGAACUACAGGGAGAACAAGAGAAAGCAGAAGCUUCCCCAGCAACAAAGCCCACAUGUAGCACAGCUUGCAGUAAGAGGCAGGAGCAGCGCCAAGGCAGAGGAUUGCCGCCAACUGAAGGAACAGCUUCAAGUUUUGCAGCAGCAGCUGAGGCAGCUUCAAGAGAAAUUCUUGCAGGUUUAUGAGUUCAGUGAUUCAGAUCAAAGCCACAAAGGGAUGGAGAAGACUAUGCACUUACUGAAGGGGAAGUGUGGAGACAGUCUAGAUGAAAGCUGUCAGGCUGCUGCCAGUGACCAACACAGAACUCUUCUUUGGAGGAGCAUCUCAGAGAUGGAAGGCCACAAAGUGUCAGAAGAAGAAAGGAGAACGGGGGAUCUGGGUGAACUGUCCUCUGAAGAAAGAACCUUUUCUGAGACAUUAAAGCAUGAGCUAGUCACAGUGGUAUCUCAGGCUGUGGACACGGUUUUGAAAAAAGUGUUGUCCAAGCCAUCAGGCCAUCUGGCUCAGCUGUACAACAGCCUCCCAAUCUCAGUGCCAGACAGUAGAAGAGAGGAUUUUGCCUCUGAGGAGUACUCCACCAGAAAAUGGCUUCCUGGGGCUUCCUCCCAAAAUUUGGUAAACUCACUGACUGAAGCCCAUACAGAGGCCUUGUCGCUAGUCAUGGAUAAGUCUCCAGACUUUCAUGUUCACCCGAUCAGUUCAAGAAUGGCUAGAAAAUCCUGCCAUGUACCUAACAUGAAUCACCCCUUGGUCAUGACUUCUCAAGUUCAAGAAAAACAGAUUCUUAGCCAGCUACUAGAGUACAGUCAAAAUGGCCAUUGGAACAGCAGCUCUCAUAGAAUUGCCUCUUCCCCAGACCGGUGUUCUCAAGAGUCCCUAGAUCUACCUUGGAGAGCAGUCAAAUUGAAGUCAUCAGUCAUGAGACACCAGCAAUAUCCAAUGUCUCUUAAUACCGCUGAAAUGGAAAGUUUGGCUCUUCUUCCAGCCAGGAAGGCAGAAUGUGGAGAUCUGCAGACUGUGAUGGAUGGGAUGCCCUUCUCCUCAGUCCCUAUCCAGGAGGCGCUGACCCCUGGCCACCUGAAGAAGGCCAAGCUGAUGUUCUUCUUUACUCGCUACCCCAGCUCCACUCUGUUGAAAACCUACUUCCCUGAUAUCCAGUUCAACCGCUGCAUCACUUCCCAGCUCAUCAAGUGGUUCAGCAACUUCCGUGAGUUUUACUACAUCCAGAUGGAGAAGUUUGCCCGACAAGCCAUCUUGGAGGAAGUCACGGAUUCCAAACACCUGAUGGUUUCUCGGGACUCUGAGCUCUUCAGGACCCUCAACAUGCACUAUAACAAGGGGAAUGACUUUGAGGUCCCGGAUCGCUUCCUGGAGGUUGCUAGCAUGACCCUGCGGGAGUUCUUUAGUGCUGUCAGGGCAGGGAAGGACUCUGACCCCUCCUGGAAGAAACCCAUUUACAAAAUAAUUUCAAAACUGGACAGUGACAUCCCAGAUGUGUUUAAAUCUUCCCGCUGCCUCCAAGAACUAGUUCAGAGUUAAAUCUGUAAGGGAAGUGGCCUAAGACUAUGUUAUGCUGCAGCUUGAUCAGAGAGAGGCUGGCCUGAGCUAUGUAGCUGUGGGGCCCAGCCUACAUUGUGGGUAAUGUUACUAGUAUAAAACAGCAAUAGCACCAUUUAUUAUGACGAUAUCUAAUCUGGCCUGAAGCGUGCCCUCCCCUCUGGAGAGGUCUAUUACAUACUUGAACUGCCAGUAUUUUAUGUCAUUCGUUAUACCAGCAGUCCCCAAACUUUUCACCUGAGGGGGCUGGCAGCUAGGUGCUGGGAGCAGAGCCC
Mauremys mutica (yellowpond turtle) is the source of this 2501-nucleotide messenger RNA. It is a transcript of the gene PROX2, whose product is annotated as prospero homeobox 2. The record is from RefSeq and is a predicted model, not a curated record. Gene Ontology annotation, cellular component: nucleus. Lineage: Eukaryota; Metazoa; Chordata; Testudines; Geoemydidae. Bases 226 to 2208 code for a protein of 660 amino acids. Gene Ontology annotation, biological process: regulation of transcription by RNA polymerase II. Gene Ontology annotation, molecular function: RNA polymerase II cis-regulatory region sequence-specific DNA binding; DNA-binding transcription factor activity, RNA polymerase II-specific. The transcript is spliced from 6 exons.